AGUUACGGCACGGAACGGAAUGUCUGCGUAUUGACAAGUUUAACACAGCAAACUAUCCUUCAACGUGGACGCUUUUAACAGAUUCUCAAGGGAAAGUCAUAGUGUUAUUUUAAACGAAAGCUACUUUUUAAAACGCAAAAUAGUUGUUAGAUUAAAUCAAAUUAAAUUAUUGAACAAAUAUCUUGAAGAUGGAAUUUAUAAUAGUUAAAACUAAUAUUGAUUUCACGUUUAUUUGAAUCUAAAUACUAAUAUAAGAUUUAAACUAAAAUAAAAUUUGACAACUUUAUUGAAACGCCAUGCACCGACAGCGGUAAAGAUUCGUUAUCGGUUAUUGAAAUUUUCUCAGAACAAUAAGUGAAUGAUUUGUAAAUAGCAUACGGUAUUCCACAAUCAAAUACCAUGGAAAACAAUACCAUAUAUAUCGUAGAGGAACUAAACAGGAAUCUUACCAUGGUGGUGUUACCUGUAACUAUUUUUAUCGGCAUUGAAGCAUUCAUUGGACUUUUCGGGAAUAUUUUGAUAUUAUUGAUUUAUACUAAGAGAUAUGAGCGGAGUAACUUCCGGUACUUUGUUUUAUCAAUGGCGGUUAUUGACCUUACGAGCUGUUUGACCACACUUCCGGGUGAAAUAUUUUCACAAAUGAAUUGGUACACGUAUAAAUAUGAUUGGAUUUGCAGAGUAAAGUCGUACAUCAAUGUGCAAACAGCAUGGGGCUCGGCGUCUAUACUACUCCUGCUAGCUUUUGACAGAUACCGGAAGAUAUGCAAACCUCUAGCAUGGCAAAUACAACCAUCCUUUGCUUUGAAGUUGUGUAUAUGUUCAAUUAUAUUAGCUUCUAUGGUGGCUAUACCUAUAUCGAUACUUUGGGGAAAACAGACAUAUAUUUAUCAACAUAAUGGGUUGAAUUUAACUGUUUCAAUAUGCGAGAAAUCAGGGGAAUAUGCAAAUGAUAUUUACCCGUUUGUGUACAUUUGUUGUGUCUACAUUUUACCGGUUGGUCUUAUCUUGUUUGUCGUCUGCUCUUUGAACAUAAUAACUGCCCGGAAGUUGUUUGGUAAGAAAAGUUUAAGUCUCGCUUUACCCGUGACGAAUGGUAUAUCUUCUGUGUAUACGUCAGAUGCUUCUCUCACCACUGUAGCAACAGAUACAGACAUCGAAUCUGUCAAUACGGAACCGUUGACGAUAACGCGUCAUCUAGAGAAUGGUGAAGAAAACGGAACGCAUAAUUUAACCAAUCUUGAAGAAAAUAAUUCAUCUCCUGAUUGUGAAGCUGGAAAGGAAGACGCUAAUGAUUAUGAAGACCGCCGGUCUGAAUCAAAGACAAAUGUACACACCAGGGUUUCGUUCAUAUCAAAUCGCAACAAACGUGGUGGCUCUUGCAGUGGACAGUCUUCUAACCGAGAUAUAGAUUUUCAUUUCGACAUUGAUAUCAGAAGUCAUUUUGUAAAAGAUGAUGUUAAAAAGGACAGAAAUACAGCAGAAGUAAGUACCCGACCGAUUAAGGUUCAUGACAAUUCAUUCUCUAACAUUAACAAACAUGUUGAUCAUCGGCGGCAAAAAUCAGGUCACCAUAGAGUAUCUGACUUCCGGCGGAAACAGAAAACAGUAAUAAUGCUAGUUCUGACAAUUGUGUUCGUCAUCACGAUGCUGCUGUACGUCAUUCUCAUCAGCUUUGUGGCGGGAACAGAGGGUAUUCUUAAAACGCUGUCUAAUCCACAGAAGGUAGUCUUCUUCUUUUUCUGGAGGCUAUACUUUAUUAAUACGGUUAUAAACCCCAUCCUAUAUGGAAUUCUAGAUCCGAGGUUUCGUACAGGUAUGAGAGCUAUCUUUAAAGGAAAACAAAUACCAAAUAGAAACGAUUCAAAGAACCACUCUCAAUCGUCGAGUAAACGGAAGAAAUUAGUUUUUACACUCGGAUAAAAACUUUUAUAACAGUAAUUAGAAUAAUAGUUAACAAGACAGGAACUGUUUUGAACUUUAUGACAUCAUAACUUUAUUAAAUUUGUAAAAGUAAAGUGUCAGAGGAGUUUUAAACAAUAAAAUAUCCAUGAUGACGUCAGCGGUCCAACAAAAAAAAAACAGACGUACCAUCUUACAACAUUACAAAACAUACAUUAUACAAUUUGACUGCUAAAAAAUUACAGAAAUUUGCUUGUUUAAGCAAUAUGAUUUCAUUCUCAAUAGAAGUGAAGUCUUAUAAUGUAUAAAGUUUGACUUAACGCGUGAAAUAGCGCAUAGUAUUCGGGCCUCAUAGCAUUGCAAUAAUCUCCCAGUUGAAUGGAGGGGGUUACCUAGCACCACCAUAGUUCUUUAAGAGGUCAUUACGUAACUUUCCAGCUUACUGUCAGAUGCCCUUCCGAGUAGAAUCGCUGACAAAAGCUAACUGGAUCUGAGGACAUUUGAGUUGGGGAGGAAGUUUGUGAGAUGAACAACCACAUCAAGUUCAAAAAGCUUUGUCAUGUGAAUGAAACUUAUAUAGAUAUAUAUAUUUUUUUUUUUUUCUAAAUCAUUCAUAAUGAAAUUAUUUGCUUUAUGUUAUUCAUAAACUAGUUAGCUGACCAACUAGUUUAUAUUGAGUACAAGUUUAUCGGUUAUAACAACCGUGCAAUACAAGACAUGUUAGGUUAUUUACACAAACCCCAUUAAAGGUCUCAAAACACCUCAAAUGUGGUAAUAUCUCACAAUUUUAUUAAGAAUGUGUACAAAUAUAGAUAAACGUCAGAAAAGCAAAUAUUUAUAUUUGAGCAAAUAAGAAAACAAAAGAUUUUUUUUAAAUAGAUUCAUUACUAUAAAUAGCAAAUGUUUGUUUUUUUUAGACAUGGAUUAAACCGUGUGUUUUGUUUAAUUAUGAUUUUCUUGAUAAUCAGGGUGAAAUAGAUCAAAGUGUUAUUUUAAAUAAACUUAAUAGAUAGACGCAACUGCGUCGUUGAAUUAAACUUUCUCAUUUUAAGUCUUUCUCUUUUUUAGUUAUACCGCCAGCCCGGAAAUGUUCUAUGAAAACUCUUCACUCAUGAAAAAAGAACUUUAAAACAGAAAAACUUCAGAAGAUAAAUGGUACACGUGUUGAAUUUAUGGUCUCAAGAACUAUACAUCAAAUCUAAGCAAAUGAAGUAUUUAAAUAAACCCACUUCACAUUAGUGUCGGUCAAAUAAAUAAGAGGGAAAUCUAAAAUGGAAUAUAUAUAUAAAUUCAUAAAAAAAAUCCUAGUGGAGUUAAGAAACGCAAAACUGUUAUACAUUUUAAUACUACAAGUGUACAACGUUUACUCUGGUCAAAACCAAAUUCCAACUCUAAACUGAGCUUUCAGACCACUUUAUAUCAUGACACCUAGCCACAUAAAAUGUCAACAUCAUAAAUAUAUAUAUUAAUUCAUCAUAAUUGAUAUACAUGCACGCGUUUGGAGUUAUAUAACAUAACAUAAUAUUUAUUCAGCAUUAAAUGUUACAACAUUUACAGCCAUUUCAAUAUAUAAUAUAAUACAAACAUAAUAUAAGGGUAAGUACAUGGUUAACAGAGAAUUAUACAAAUGAUUUAUACAAAUUAAUCUUAAAUUAUUAUUUUUAGCAGAGUGAACAUAAUUGAUUUUUUAAAGUAUUUCCUUAACAAUAUGUCUCAUCAUUAUUAUCAUUUAUCUGUUGUGUUAUUUCUAUAGUAAACUAUAUUACAAAGAAUACUUUUCUCUUGUUACGCGCAAGUUUUGUGUUCAUUGAAUACAUAUUUAUGUAUAUAUGUAGAACUGUUAUUAAUCAUUAAUGACAUAUUUUAACCACCCAGUGCAAUUUGCAUCUAUAUUGUCAAAUCAUUGUCAUGUUUGAAGUCCACAUUACAAAUAAAUGAAUAUGGUAAAAUUGUGCUCGUCAUUCCUUUGAUUUUAUAUAAAAUACAUGUAUGUCUGACUAUUUAACCUUUAGAUUGAGCAAUGCAACACAAUCGAUAUAAACAUUUCAAAUUUGUAGUAAUUAACAUGAAAUGCACUAUCAAUGAAAUUCAAAGAAAGGUUAUAAAACUACAUGUAUAUAUCUUGAUUUUCAGUUACAAAAAAUCACACACAAAAAUAUUUUAAUAUAAAUAAGAUUUUAUGAACACAUAAAAUAAUUUAUGUCGUUGGCCCCCUUUUUUCUUUUGAUUACAAAUUUUUCCUAUUACUGAAUUGUUACGAUCAACAUCAGCUCUUUCCCUGAUCUGGACAAUACAUAAAUAUCAUACUCACAAUUAUAGGAUUUUGUAUUUAUAAAGCCUACUUUUUGUAGUAAUGAUUGGUCAUAUGAAUUUGACAUAUUAAAACCUUUUAAAGCAGAAUUUGAGAUAAUGUAUCAAUACAAGAAGAUAAAAGUAAAAUAAUUUGACAAAAUAUUUAAAUACUCAAAAGAUAAGUAUUUUUGUUGAUGUUGUUGUAUGUACAAACUCUUUUAAAUUAUAUUUAUGGAAAACUUGUCUGUAGAAAGAACAAGUUUGAAUUUCAGAAGAUUUGUAAGUGUAAUAAAAUACUGGCUAAAAAUUAUACAACUUGAAGAUGUAAAAUAUGUAAAAAUAGUUUAUGACUUACUGUAUAUGAUCUAACAAAAACACGGGUUAGAAGUACUAGAGAUUUAUUACAGUCGAUUGGUUUGAAUUAUGUAUGGUUAUCUCAAGGUGUAGGUAAUGUAGUUUAGUAAAACCAAGAGUAAAUCAUGUUUUUUUGUCCAAAUUGGUUUUAAGAAUUAAAUGACUCAACUAGAGCUCGUUCUUAUGUAUUGUUAGCAGAUUUUUAGAUUUCAAUACUACUUAAUUUUAGAAGUGCACUUCCCAGGCUUAGAGUUUCGUUACACAGAGACUUGAGAUUGAAACUGACAGGUGGAAUUAACCUAGUGUUGCACCUUUUGAUGAUAGGAAAUGUAAAAAUUGUUUUAUUUUAGAAGAUGCAUCUUAAAAGUUUGUACCAUACGAUGUAACAUUGUUAAUUAUAUAUAUUUAUUUUUGUUUUAUGUUUUACAUCCUUAUUGAUAGGGUAUUAAGUAUUAAUUUACUAGUAAUAUCACGUGUGAUAGUAGAUUCUAUUAUAAGAUAACGUUUUCUUAUUACUAAAAAUACUGUGUAACUUAAUGAAAUAUGUUUUAUAAAGUACUAACAUGUUUAUAUGCUAUUUUUUAUACGUAC
Ruditapes philippinarum (Manila clam) is the source of this 5136-nucleotide messenger RNA. RefSeq lists its product as uncharacterized. The transcript has a single exon. Gene Ontology annotation, biological process: neuropeptide signaling pathway. Gene Ontology annotation, cellular component: membrane. The record is from RefSeq and is a predicted model, not a curated record. Gene Ontology annotation, molecular function: neuropeptide receptor activity. NCBI's taxonomy places the organism in Eukaryota, Metazoa, Mollusca, Bivalvia, Venerida, Veneridae. The coding region runs from base 400 to 1920 and encodes 506 amino acids.